Molecule: messenger RNA, 2758 nt
Organism: Vicia villosa (hairy vetch)
Lineage: Eukaryota; Viridiplantae; Streptophyta; Magnoliopsida; Fabales; Fabaceae
Product: exonuclease 1
Exons: 15
Coding region: 173-2431 (752 amino acids)
Molecular function (GO): 5'-flap endonuclease activity; metal ion binding; 5'-3' DNA exonuclease activity
Source: RefSeq, a predicted model, not a curated record
ACAAAAGAAAGAGCGCUAUCCGAUCCCAAAAAUCAAAGCUUUCCCGCGAAAGUAUCUCUGUCUACUAUACUCCAUCGGAAACGAAGAGUUGCGUAACGCGCAUUAUGGAUUUGAAAUAGUAGAGCGACUCAGUGUGUAUCUUCAAUCUUCAUUCUGCAAUCUGCCAAGUGAAAUGGGUAUCCAUGGUCUAUUACCGCUUCUCAAAUCCAUAAUGCUUCCCAUUCACAUCAAAGACCUUCACGGCUGCUCUGUCGCCAUCGACACUUAUUCUUGGCUCCACAAAGGCGCCCUUUCUUGCAGCACUGACCUCUGCAAAGGAAUACCCACUUCCAGGCACAUUGAGUAUUGUAUGCAUAGAGUGAAUUUGCUGCGCCAUCAUGGUGUUAAGCCUAUUCUUGUAUUUGAUGGAGGUUUUCUACCCAUGAAGCUUGAACAAGAGAACAAACGUGCUAGGGCUAGAAAGGAUAAUUUUGAACGUGCAGUUGAACAUGAUUCAAAUGGAAAUUCUACAGCUGCCUAUGAGUGCUACCAGAAAGCUGUUGAUAUUUCGCCUGCGAUUGCGCGAGAACUAAUUCAGGUAUUGAAGCAGGAGAGUGUUGAGUAUAUUGUUGCUCCUUAUGAGGCAGAUGCUCAAAUGACAUUCUUGGCAAUUAGCAAACAGGUUGAUGCAGUUAUAACUGAAGAUUCAGAUCUUAUACCAUUUGGUUGUCCAAGAAUUAUCUUUAAAAUGGACAAGUUUGGUCAAGCUGUUCAGUUUCAGUAUUCAAUGCUUCAAAAGAAUAAGGAGCUUAGUUUUGAAGGGUUCAACAGACAAAUGCUUCUUGAAAUGUGUAUUUUGAGUGGCUGCGACUAUCUUCCGUCCUUGCCAGGUAUGGGUCUCAAAAAGGCCCAUGCAAGCAUUAAGAAGUUUAAAUGUUAUGACAAGGUUCUUAAGCACUUGAGAUACAGUGGUAUUUCUGUACCUCCCAAUUAUGAAGAGUCAUUCCGGAAGGCUAUACUUACUUUCCAACAUCAGCGGGUUUAUGAUCCAGUUAGUGAAAAUAUUGUCCAUUUGUCCAAUAUACCUGAGGAUAUCGGUGACGAGUUAGACUUUUUAGGCCCACCCUUGCCAAAAGAUAUAGCACAGGGAAUAGCAGAAGGGGAUCUUGAUCCAAUUACAAAAAUGCCAUUUGAGGGAGAUAAAUUUGUUGCCCGAUUAGAAAUUGCAGGAACUUCUCAAUUCAAAGCUCUUAAUCCUGAAAGGGUGAAGAAAAAGAUUGAUCUUCCCGUGCAGAAGAAUCUCUUGACCAAGUAUUUUUGUUUUGCAUCUCUUGAAGCAAAAAGGGAAUUCAAAGCACCCCGGACCUCACCUACUAUUGCUAACCAAAGAACACUGAUUUCCUCAUCUGCCAAUUCCCUGGAACAUCAGACUUUAGAAGCUGCUGCUAGCGAAACAAUAAACUCCGGUGCAUCCUCGGUUGACUCCGAGAAUACAGGCAGCGACUCUUCUCCUAAUUGCUAUAUUGAAAACAGUUUUUCCUCCAAAACUUCAGACCUUAUAGAAUCACCAUAUCAUGUAUCUAUUUCAGGAGAUAAGAAGGGAAGUCCUGAUCAUACAAUAUUGAGACAGCCCCGGCAGCCAAUUCAUAAACCUUGUCUGGGGUCGCAUAAGGAGCAUGAGCUCACGAAUGUCCAAGACAAAGUUGAAGGAAAAACCGAGGUAAAAAGAAAGGUAAUUGUAAGGAGUCCUUACUUUCAGCAGAAACAAGUAGAAAAGAAAGCAUGUGAGGAGAAACAAGAGAAGCUGUCCUCUGGCAUAUUCAUUGAUGAGAGAAAAAAUGGCAUAUCUGGAGGUGAUUUAUGUAGCAGCUAUUUGAAGAACAAAGACUUGAAAAGGAAGGCCACCCUUAAUGACAAUACUCAAAAUGGCAUAUCUGGAGGUGAUUUAUGUAACAGCCAUUUGAAGAACAAAGACUUGAAAAGGAAGGCCUCCCCUAAUGACAAUACUCAAAAUGAAAACUUGCAGGCCAGGCAAAUGCAUCCUACUUCAUCAUCUACUUAUGAUAAUGGUUGCUCUGAUCACAAUGUUGAUGCGCCAUUCAAAGAGGAUAGUGCUGAAGAAGAAAAAUUUGGGACAAACAUUUCCCACUUAGGCCAAUAUUCAAAAAUAGCUGAGAAGUCAUUAGAAAGAUUUGCCUCUGUAAUAUCGGCUUUUAAAUAUACACCCGGCUCUCGUGUCAGCGGUCUACGCGCUCCACUGAAAGAUGUUCGCAACUCGCAUAACAACAAUAGGUCAACAUCUGCGGACUUCAACAAAUAUGCAUAUGUGCCAAAACCAACGAAGACCAGAAGAGUAGCUCCUGAUAUUCGUAAAACUCGUAAUGCUAGACCAGCGGCAGCUACGGACUUGAGCCAAUUUGCUUAUGUCCCAAAACAGAGACUAGAAGAAUAGCUUCUGGAAAUUAGCUCAAGUUGUUUAUGAAGAACUUUGCAGCUUUGAUUCGGGUUUAUGUCAUCCAUCACACCAUUCUUCCCUAGCCAGGACCUGUAUUGAGUUAAUUCUGGGCAGCUGUAAAUUGUAUUCUGAAUUCAACCACUAAUUUACUUGGGGAUUUGGGAAAAGUUGCCUUGAAGUAUCCUUCCUAUUAUACCACACUCAAGGCAUACUUGGUUGAAGCUUUGGUUAGACGUUUGUCUUCAGUACUUGUUGUAUAUCACAAACAAUUGUAUGUCACCAUGCUUAAUUUUUUCAUUUAUUCAUACUAAUUGAAAAAUAGAA